GGGAAACCCCCCUGGAUUUUUUACAAAACUGUAAAGCUACCACUAACAAGGAUCUUAUAUUAGACUCCUCUCCUCCUAGUUUGUUUGGUGACGGUCAAAAGAGGUUGAUAAUAGAAAAGCUCAACCAUGGAUUGGCAGAAAACAUUAGCUAAAUUUAAUAAAGAAAAAGAAUUUGGAGACGACAUUAAAGGUGAUGGAAACUGCUUUUACCGUUGUCUGGCAGAAAUCCUUUAUGGAAGUCAAGAGAGGCAUAAGCGGAUACGGCAAGAAAUAAUUCAGUACAUGUCAGAUGACGAGUGGAUGACCAAAGAAGAAAAAAUUAAUAGAUAUAGAAAAUUUAUGACUAAAAAUGACUGUUAUGAUGACUAUUUAACACUUCAUAGUAACAUUGGAAAAUGGGCGGAAGACGUUAUAAUACAGGCAAGUGCAGAUAAAUACUGCCUGCAUAUUUUUGUAUCAUUCUACACAAAUCACAAUGAAGUCAUACGUACAGUAGCCAAACCUGUACAAGCAGAAAGGGAAAAUUACAAGAGAAUUUUUUUGAAAUUGGAAAAUGGCCAUUACACUAUAAUUUCAAAAGAUCUAAAGGUAUCGCCUGAAGAACCUUGGUUUGAUUUAUUAGGUCCGCCAGCAGAUGGACCAGAACAAUAUGAAUAUAGCAGUUUGGCCUUGGAUUAUAACAAGUGUUUUACCAAACAAGGAAAAUUUGAACAAAUUUAUAAUUUGAAAUAUAUUGGUAUUUUAAGAGAUGAAAACUCCUUUCUUAGAUGUUUAUCAUAUUUGCUGAAUGGAGAUCAAGACAAGCACGACCAAAUUAGAAUGAAAAUAAUUAAAUUUAUGUCUAAUGAUAAAUUACUGUCCAAAGCAGACAAAUUAAAAAGAUAUGGAAAACUUAUGGAUGAAAAUGAUGACUAUAACUCGUAUUUAGAACUUCAUAGUCAAAAUAAUGAGUUGGCGGAUGAUCCCAUAAUGCAAGCGAGUGCAGAUAGAUACGGUCUGGAUAUAUAUGUGUAUUUUUACCGAAAUUCCAAUUGUAUCCAACGUAUGAGAGCCAAAUCACUACAACCCAGAACAGAGGAUAACAUGAAAAUAUUUCUAAAAUUUGAAGAUUAUUAUUUUUCCUUUGCAGAAGAUCAAUAUGAGUUACCGGACGAAGACUGGUUUGACUUAUUAUUUUCAUUGGAAGAUGGAACAGAAAAAUUUGACGAAUGUGAAAGUUUGGAUUUGGACAAUUGGAAGAAUAUUAUUUUAUAUGGAGACAGAAGAAGCAACAGUUUAUAUUUCGAUAGAAUUAAAGAAUUUGAAAGAGAAAAAAUAAUUACCAAAGAACUCAAGAAGAAGUGGAAUUUUAAAGUUUUUGAAGAACCCACUUGGGAUGUUAACUACAUUGCUAACCAUAUUGCUGAUGAAAACCUCCCUGGAAAAAAUGGAUCGGCUUAAAUUGUUUGGAAAAGAUGGAAACGCAACAAGGAGACCAAACAUAAACUAUCCAGAAAACUAUCAGCAAAUGAAUGUGGUGUUUCUUUCUGAAUAAAAUUGAUUUUUUUUAACAUUUACGGAUGUUUUUACAUUGAAUAUUUUGAGUUCUUAUAUGUACAAAUAAUGUUGCUCUACAAAAGUAUUUAAAUCAACACUACAUCUACAAAAUGUACAUCUUUAGUUCUGCUCUUUAAAAAAAACAAACGAAAACAUGUUUCAAUCGAAUAUAAGUUGUAAUUUUAUAACCUGUCAGUCUUUUCAUAGCGACCAAUUACUUCAAAUUCUUCCUCAUUAAAACCGUAUCAUCUUCAAUGAUUUUUAAAGUGACAUGCACAUGGUCACAAUUUAAGUCAAUUUUUUUAUAUUAUUGUUUAUAAUGUUUCAGUAAAACAUUCGUGAUAACUGACCAAAAUUGUAGAGUUACAAAUGUACCUAAAUGUAGUUUGGAGAUUCAUAACUCACAAUUCUUUGUUAUGUGCAAUGUUUUUGUUAAAAUUGGUUCAAUUUACAGUGAAAAAGGUUCUUUUUGUAGCUCUUUUUUUAUAUCUGCUAAUAAGUUUUGGACAUAGAUCCUAGCGUUUGUCACAUUCAUUUCAGGUAAAAACGAAAAAAAUGAAAAUGUAAACAAAAACAAAACCUGAGCUCUGUUUACGUAACCAAUAGUUGUGAGCUCUGUAUCUCACUUAUAACUCGACGACUGACGUUCAAACUCUUGAUGAAUACUAGACAUGCCUUAUUCAAUCAUUUUAGAUAUUUAAAACGGAAAAAAAUUAACCAAAAUUGUGACCAUGUCCCUUUAAACCGCGCUCUACUAGAGAGGGGGGUAUAAUGUUUUACACAAUUUUUGCAUUGAUUUAAUUGAGAUAAAUCUCUAAAAAUCCUCUUAAAUACCCUAAAACACUUUGCCAGAAAAACUGUAACAUGCUUAUGUGUGGAAUCAUACUCAGGUAGGAUCAUGAUCCCAGAACAUAGGAUUACAUAGAAAAUAAAACUCUAUAAUUAAAUGCCUUGACUGUAACUUUAGCGAAAGCAUUUUCAGAUAGUUUGGAUUUAUUUUUGUCAAAAAGAUAGGGUGGGGUCCUUUUUUAGGUUCAAUAGCACAUUUUCGGGUUGUUGCCGGAACACCGUUUUUAUUCUAAAUGUAUACAUCGGGGUCACGUGACUUCGCGAUUUUGUUAAUCAUUGAUACUUUCGGUGAUGGCUGAAACUGGCGAAAGAGGAAAAGCGCGGUUUUUUGUGCAGCCGAGGGGUGUCAUACAAACACUUUAAAAAAAGGAAGGUAUGGUUACAUGCACGAUGUUGAAUUUUUCGCAUUCCCAACACAAAAGAAGGACCCCAAAGGCAGGCGAACAUGGAUUAAUUUGUUACGACGAAAAGAUCAUGAUCCGCCAAGACAUCACCGGGUACGAUUUAUUUGUAAUAUCUCAAAAUUACAAGGACUUUCAUCUUAUCUUUUAAGAGUUAGCGUUACCUUUUUUUAAUCUAUAACUUUACUAUCCAAAUAGGUGUGUUCCCGUCAUUUUGAGGAUGGUAGGCCUACAACAGAAAAAUCCAUACCCUACGUUGUUUUCAUACAACAAUUACAAAGAACCCCUGAAUAGCAGAAGUGGGGCAGCAAUCAACAAACGAGCAUGUAUUAUACACAACCGACAAGAAGAUGAGGAAAGCCAGAGUGUGACAGACUUUGGAACCAGUGGUAGAUGUGAAAUUGUUAGUUAACAUGGAUUCAACAAGCCAUGGAAACCCCCUUGUAGUGUCAGAAGACAUUGUUACUACUGCUGAGUCAGAUAUCACAGGUGUGUCACAGUGCCCACCUGAUCAUGAAUAUGCAUUGACCUCCUCACACGACAACAGAACUCCUCUAGAGACUGUGGAAAUAGGAAUACAGACAGACGUUGGGAUGGCUGAAAUGACUGAACUCCUCAACAUCAAGGAGAAAUCACAGAACCCUGAUGCAGUUUUAGGGGAGUUAUUUACAAACAAAGUUACAGCAAAUGACAAGAGUGUGAAGAAAUACACAGGACUGCCAUCAUAGUCUAUGCUAGAUGGUCUCUAUGAUGUCCUGGCCAAGGCCUCCCCAUGUUUAGUGGUCAAGGCAGUGCUCAGGAAUCCAACUAUCAGCAGAACCAAAAGAAGAAGAAGACAGGACCUUCUAGAAAGCUUUCAAAAUAUGUAGAAUUUAUUAUGACAUUGAUCCGUCUCCGUCUUGCUGUGUUUACCUUUUUUUUAGCAGAUAUAUUUAGCAUAAUGUCAUCUGGUGCAAUUAUUUUUAUUGCAAAUUGAUGGGGUGGCAAUACAUCAGACAGAUAUAUAACAAUGCAUAGUGGUUUUCUUGACAAUGUAAGGCCAGGUCAUGAAAUCAUGGCAGAUAGAGGGUUUUUGAUUAGAGAUCUGUUGUUAGAGAGGCGAGCUAAACUUGUUAUACCUCCUUUUACAAAGAAAUGUAACUGGGACAAAGGAAAGAGGUUGUUACAAAAUGACUUUGUAAAAACAAAAUGUAUCGCUCGUCUAAGAAUUCAUGUGGAACGUGCCAUAGAAAUGUUAAAAAUGUUUCAUGUUUUAAGCAAUACAAUGCCUUUGACAUUAAAGCCACUGUCAAACCAGAUACUUAAAGUUUGUGCAUUUCUCUGUAACUUACAGACACCUUUGGUAAAGAAGUAGAUCAUUUGAAUGUUUUAAAAUAUUUAUUUCUUGUUCAAAAGUGCAUUAACAAUGUAUUUUUCAUAGAUUGUUUUGGAUGUAUUGACAAUUUUUUCAUAAAGUUGACUGUCAAAAUGUAUUCUGUCAACAGCUAUAUUCCCUUUUUAGCUCACCGAGACGAAGUCAAGGAGAGCUUAUGCUAUACCCUCGGCGUCGGCGGUGGCGUCGGCGUCGGCGUCCGGACCUGGUUAAAGUUUUGUUUGUUGCAGGUCCUGUAUCUAAGCUAUUACUUGUCCUAUCUUCACCAAACUUGCAUGGAUGAUGCAUCUGGACCUACUUAUGGACUUGAAAGAUUUGGAUGCUGAAUCUGGGUCCUAAAUUUCAGAUGCUGGAGGAGGUUAAGGUUGUUGGACCAGGUUAAAGUUUUUGUUGCAGGUGCCCUUUGAUAGCAGUAGUUACUGCUGGUCUGUACUUCACCAAACUUGCAUGGAUGGUGUGCCUUAUGAUACUGAUGCACCAGACAGGCUUUAGUGCUGAAUCUGAGCUAUAGGUUUCGGAUGCUGGAGGAGGUUAAGGUUUUUGGAGCAGGUUAAAGUUUUUGUUGCGGGUGCCCAUUGAUAGCAAUAUCUAAGUUACUACUGGUCCUAACUUCACCAAACUUGUAUGGAUGAUGCGUCUUAUGAUACUGAUGCACCUGACAAGCUUGAAUGCUGAAUCUGAGCAAUAGGUUUCGGAUGCUGGAAGAGGUUAAGGUUUUUAGAGCUGGUUAAAGUUUUUGUUGCAGGUGUCCUCUGAUGAUUAAUCUUAGUUACUACUGGUCCUAACUUCACCAAACUUGUAUGGAUGGUGCGUCUUAUGAUACUGAUGCACCUGACAAGCUUGAAUGCUGAAUCUGAGCAAUAGGUUUCGGAUGCUGGAAGAGGUUAAUGUUUUUAGAGCUGGUUAAGUUUUUAUUGCAGGUGCCCUCUGAUGAUUAAUCUUAGUUACUACUGGUCCUAACUUUACCAAACUUGUAUGGAUGGUGCGUCUUAUGAUACUGAUGCACCUGACAAGCUUGAAUGCUGAAUCUGAGCAAUAGGUUUCGGAUGCUGGAGGAGGUUAAGGUUUUAAGAGCUGGUUAGAUAAAGUUUUUGAAACAGGUGCCCUCUGAUGAUGAUAUCUUAGUUAUUACCUGUCCUUACUUCACCAGACUUCCAUGGAUGGUGUGUCUUAUAAUACUGAUGCACCUGACAGGCUUGAAUGCAUAGUCUGGUUUCGGAUGCUGGAUAAAGUUAGGUUUUAGGAACAGGUCACAUGUUUAAUAGAUGAUAGUACUAUUUCAAACUUGCAUAGUUGAUUUAACUGUAAUAUGAAUGAAUCGCAGAGGUAGCUUCAGAUGCAGAGCUUGAUCUCCAUUAUCAAGGAUGCUAAAAAAUAAAUCUUAGUUAUUACUGGUCCUAACUUCACCAAACUUGAAUGGAUGGUGUGUCUUAAGAUACAGAUGCACCUGACAGGCAUGGAUGCUGAAUCUGAGCCAUAGGUUGCGGAUGCUGGAGGAAGUUAAGGUUUUAAUUGCUAGUGCCCUCUGAUGAUGAUAUCUUAGUUAUUACUGGUCCAAACUUCACCAAAAUUGCAUGGAUGAUGCGUCUUAUGAUACAAAUGCACCUGAUGGGCUUGAAUGCUGAAUCUGAGCCAUAGGUUUCGGAUGCUGGAUGAGGUUUAGUUUUUUGGAACAGGUCACAUGUUUUAUAGAUGAUAGCUUGCAUAGUUGAUUUAACUUUAUUAUAAAUUAAAUGCAGAGGUUGCUUCAGAAGCAGAGCCUGAUCUCCAUUAUCAAGGAUGCUAAAGAAAUCUCCUACCUCACUCAAACCAGCUCGAUAGAUAGAUGUGUUUGUUGAUAAAUGAUAUAACAUGAUUCCUAUGAUAAAAUAUUGUAUGAUAUGAAACAAUAUUGUUUGAUAUGAAACAAUAUGAUAUCAUAUGUUAUAUUAUAAAAAGUU
This is a messenger RNA of Magallana angulata, 6098 nucleotides long. RefSeq lists its product as uncharacterized. The coding region runs from base 127 to 1440 and encodes 437 amino acids. NCBI's taxonomy places the organism in Eukaryota, Metazoa, Mollusca, Bivalvia, Ostreida, Ostreidae. Gene Ontology annotation, biological process: protein deubiquitination. The record is from RefSeq and is a predicted model, not a curated record. Gene Ontology annotation, molecular function: cysteine-type deubiquitinase activity. The transcript has 15 exons.